Lucilia cuprina (Australian sheep blowfly) is the source of this 1621-nucleotide messenger RNA. RefSeq lists its product as uncharacterized. Gene Ontology annotation, cellular component: extracellular region. The record is from RefSeq and is a predicted model, not a curated record. Gene Ontology annotation, molecular function: chitin binding. Lineage: Eukaryota; Metazoa; Arthropoda; Insecta; Diptera; Calliphoridae. The transcript has 7 exons. The coding region runs from base 117 to 1484 and encodes 455 amino acids.
UGAACAUGGACAAGUAGUAGUACGACAGUCGUCAAAACGUUCGGAUUUAAACAGAAAGUUAAGUGAAAUUGUAAAAACAAAAUACUCAAAAAAAUUCAAAAUUCAAAAAAGUAACAAUGUUUAUAAAAUUUUUUGGAAAGUUACAUUCUGUGAUGUGGCAGCUUAUUUGCCUUUUGUUAUUGGCCUAUAUCAACUACUCAUCAGCGGAGUGUAAUGUCUGUCAGGCAAAUCAAGCGGCCUGUAUAAAUUCCACCUCAUUUUAUUUGUGUUUUGGUAAUAAUAAACCCAAUACAAAUAUUUUAUAUCAUUGUAAAGAUGGUUUCGAUUGUACGGAUUUAAGUGCUAUUUGUGUUCAAACUUCAUCACAGCGACCGCCCAGUUGUGGUGAUACUUCGCUAUGUGGCAUGUGUGCGGCCCAUCGUAAUUAUUUGUUUGCUUGCCUCAGUCGUACCACAUUCCAAAUGUGUUACGGUGCCAUAAGACCCACCGGACAAAUUGGUUAUUGUCCAUCCGGUUAUGUUUGUGAUGGCAACAGUGAUGCUGUUUGUGUUCUAGAGAAUACAGUCGAUAGUGUAACCUGUGAUAUUGUGGACGAUGGUGGAGUAACAUCAUCAUCAACUUCGAAACCACCAACAAAUACACCACCUACAGAUCCCGAAACCACAGAUAAUCCUGGUAGUGGCAUGUUAACACCAACCCAGGUGUGUGAACAAGAACGUUCGUUGGGCUUAUAUCCUACUGUUCCGAAUGAUCCGUAUUGUAAAAGAGAAAUAAUAAUAGUUUUACAACUAUUAAAUCAAUCCCCUUUAGUUAAUGCUGAAUGUAAUGUUUGUAAUUCCGAAACAGGAAAAGCCUGUAUUUCCAAAACGGAAUAUAAAGAAUGUGAUGAGAAUAAUAAGCCAUUUGGUUACACCUACUCAUGUAAUGAGGAUUAUUACUGUUCCAUGUUAGGAAACUGUACAAAAGAUGAGGAUUUUAGUGAUUGUAAUUUUUGUAAAAAAUGUGAUGAAAAUAGGGUAUUUGCUUGUAAGGGCACAAAGAUAUUUGCAUUAUGUUUAGGUGGCGACGAACCAUCUGAAAUAACUGGCGAAUGUAAUGAAAACACUGUGUGCAAUAUCAAUAAUGCCCAAAUCUGUGGUUUGGAUGAACCUACUUGCUCCUAUACUGAUGAUCCCGUUACACUAGCUCCUACUACUACUACAAUCGCACCAACAACUACGACACCAUCACCCAGCCAGGAUCCCAAUGCUUUCUGUCAAGGUAUUCAAAAAACAGGACGUUAUCCUGCUGGCUCAAAUCCACAAACUACUUGUCGCCAAUACAUUAGUUGCGUUAAAGUCGGCAGCAAUUGGUAUGGCCCUAUUUAUAAUUGUCCCGGACAAACAUUUUAUGAUCCAACGAAAAAAAAUUGUGUUGCCACACAGCCAAGUACCUGUGGUGGAACUGUAGGACGUCUAGCUUUUCGGAACAUUUUAUUGGAAUAAUUUAUAAUAAUUCUGGUUAGAAAAUAUCCAAAUACUUGAAAUACCAAACAUUUUGCAUUUUUGGUUUCAAGAAUGUUAAAAAUUUAUCAAAAUGUAUUUGUAUAUGUACUAUUAAAUUAAAAAUUUGCUCAAAAUUA